GUACAGUCUGAAACCAACUCUCCACCUAAUCUAAUUGGUAGAAAAGCUGGAGUCUGGCAGACACUGGUGAUGCACAUUAUAGCCACGACGACGACCGCAUCUUCACAUCCAAGCAGAAAGAUACAUGGCCACAAACAAGCCAUCUCAUCCACAAAUUUGUGACUGUCUCCCGAAAAUAUGACAUCUAUCCCGCAAUUUCAUUUCUCGUGGUAACACCUCCCGUCUCGGAACUAUAUAACUCCAUGUCUUGAGAAUUUCUUGGAGGAUCUCUUAUCGAGUUUGAUUAGUGGAUUGGGUUUCGGCCAAGAUGCGUGGAAGGAGCGAUCACCUGAGUUUCACCCGCAAGGGAGAAAGGAAGACUUCAUCUUCAUUUUUUUUUGUACCAGGUAGUGAUGACGGGCUUGGAAUCUGUGUGUAUCUGCUGAUGUUCUUUUCCUAUCUUCUUGUUUUAUUCACAAUUCCAGUGUCGCUGUUCUUCUGUUUGAAGGUUGUGGCCGAGUAUGAGCGAGCCGUCAUAUUCCGCAUGGGUCGUCUGUUGCCGGGUGGUGCUAAGGGACCCGGUAUAUUCUUCAUCCUUCCCUGUAUUGAUAACUACGUCAAAGUGGACCUGAGAACAAUAUCAUUUGAUGUUCCCCCACAAGAGAUUCUGUCCAAAGACAGUGUAACGGUCGCUGUGGAUGCGGUGGUCUACUACAGAGUUCACAAUCCGACGAUCUCCAUCACCAACGUGGAAGACGCGCAACGAUCCACCCGGCUCCUGGCCGCGACAACGCUACGCAACGUCCUGGGGACAAAGACACUUGGAGAGAUGCUGAUCGAUCGUGACAUCAUCAGUAGUCAGAUGCAGUCGGUUCUGGACGAAGCGACAGAUCCUUGGGGAGUCAAGGUGGAGAGAGUGGAGAUUAAGGACGUACGCUUGCCGGUUCAGCUGCAGAGAGCUAUGGCAGCAGAGGCAGAGGCUGCUAGGGAGGCCAGAGCAAAGGUUGUGGCUGCGGAGGGUGAGCAGAAUGCAUCCCGGGCCCUCAAGGAAGCGGCCGACGUCUUGGCCGAAUCCCCGUCAGCCCUCCAACUCCGGUACCUCCAAACCCUGAACACCAUCUCCGCCGAGAAAAACUCCACCAUCAUCUUCCCUCUCCCAAUCGACCUCCUGACCGGAUUCCUGGGAGGCGGCCGUCGUAAGUCUGCAUCCUCCUCUCUGGGGUCACAACAGGGGUCGCGACCCGGGUCAAGACGGAAGAAGCGAGAGCUGGAAAUCGAUGAGGAUUUGGACGGCGAACCGACGACAGUUUAGAAAGUUUUUGAAAGACGAGACAAUUUCUUGAAGGUGGCUGGAUGCAACAGAUGACUUUUUUUCCCCUGUUACGGUGACUGAAGUGUUUCCUUAUGAAUGACUUUACUGUUACAGUAUCAUGGAUACCGCCAUCUUUGCAAAUAUUUUAGAACGAAAUAAACUUAAGACCCAGGCUUAAGGGAAGGGUUAAUUAGACACACCAGUUGCAUUUGUGAAGGGUCGUACGGAAACUCUGCUCAAUUAAAUAUCACAAGUUAUCCAACUUGUGGUGUAUAUAUACCGGUACAUGUAGGCUCCGUGCACAAGAACCCCCUCAACGGUUACAAAGGGAGAGUUGGGGGAGACCACUGGAAGGAACAUUCGAACGCAUCUCCGAUGAUGCCUGACGCUCACGCAAAGGCAUCACUGGUUUUGUGCACAUGCAGAAUAAACAUGCCGUCAGUGUGUCCCUCCCACUGGGGCUCUCGAAAGUGGUCACAAAGCGCCCUCUACAGUUUGUGCACGGUGUCUAUUGUCUAAAAACCAUGUUGCGCUAGUAUCAGUGUGGUGCUUAUAUAGCGCCUUAUACCUAAGGUUUCAAAGCACUUUACAAUUAUUAUCCAUGUUCAUCAGGAAAGAGACCGUUUUUCUGCAGCAACUCGAGAUCGGCUCAAUUUGGUCUUUAUACCUUCACAGGUACCCAUUUAUACUCCUGGGUGGAGGGAGGCAAUUGUGGUAAAGUGUCUUGCCCAAGAACAUAAGCACCAUUCCCCCGACAGAGUUCGAACCCAGGUACCACGGCACAUGAAUCAAACACCAUAACCAUUGGUCCACACACUCCACAUACCAGUUAGUGUGUGGAAAGACCGUUCACGUACAUUGGUGUAUAUUCUAUUAGCAGUCUGAACUUUUCACUUUAAUAAAUUUAUAGAAUCAUUCAAUUAUUAUCUAAAUGGGUUGGUGUAGGUCUGAAUUUACCGAUUGUUACUGCAUUUCAGAAAACCGUAUUAUCUUGCAAAGAUGGUUACACGAAUAUGGGUCAUUCUAUAAAUUUAGGGUCCAAAGUGUGACCUUUUUCCUGUCCCUGUUACCUUAGUACUCUGUAAUUUGCCAGUCGAGUAUCAUUAAGAAUGACUUCAAACAAUUGUUUAUUUGUUGAUUAGGUAGUUUGCUAUUUAAAAUCACUCUUAAAGGACAAGUGCAUAAAGGGUGCAUCAGAAUAAUAAAAACAUAGAUGUCAGAUGUAACAGGGACAGAAAAAUAAGUGUUCCCCAAAUGUGUUAAAUGACCCAUAUCCAUGAAUGACGUAAAUUAUGUGCCGACAGAUUGACGUUUCUUAAUAUUGCUGUUUCAUGGAACAGUAUGAAAUUGCCUGUGAACGGAGUCCAAUUUUCAGUAAUGGUACGCUUUGUUGGGGGAUUGUAGUUAAAGGGACUGUUACUUACAAUUCGGAUCAUGAAUAUUCAUUAGUAUUCAAUUUAAGAUUCAGGAGUUUCUAUGUCAUUGGCCUUAAAAAAAGUCAUUGUUUGGUUCUAAACUUGCGAUAAUUACUAGAAGUCGCAAUUUAUCAUGAACUGAUAACUUGUUAACUUUUCAGCUGAACUUAAGAAUCACUGUAAAAACAAAAAGUCAAAUUGGUGCAUUUGUGAUUGUUAUUUAAUUGAAUUCAAUUCCUUUAAAUAAUUAAUGCUUUAAGUAGCAAGUUCUUAAAUGAUGAAUGUAAAUAAGGUCCUAGAGUACCAAGUAUUUCAUUUGCUGAACAUGAGAUUCAAAGUUUUAGAAAAGUAAACCACGAAGUAUUCAGAAUAUAGACCGGUAAUUCUUAGCUUUUAAAGCUAUUUCAGAAGUUUGUUUUUGUUUCUUAGGUGUUGACUAUAGUCAUGUCAGAGAAUAAUAAGUUUUUGUUGAUCUUACACGUAUUAUUUAUUGUUUUGUUUGCGUGGUGAAUAUACCAUAACAAGGCAAAAGUGCCAUUGAUCUGAAACCUAUAUUUAUCAAUGGAAGGGAUAAAUAUAUUUGAAAAUGAAGACUGCCAUUUUGGUAACAUUAGUUAUGUCUCCAUUUUGUCAACAUUUUAAAUGAUUUAAAAAAGAAUUGAAAAUAUGGAAUCAUGAAAUUAAAAAAAAAUUGCUGUUGGGCCAAAGUGAAAUUAUGAUGCCUAAAAAGUUCAAUAAUUACAUUUAGGUUUAGCAUAUUUAUAAUACUCUAAAAAAAAAAAAUUGUACGUUAUGACUCUUAUUAUUACUGGACGUGCAUAUUUUAUCGCAACAGUUACUGUUUUAUACAUUGUAUACAUUGUACAACUAUCCAGUCAGUGUGUAUAGCUCAUAGUCUUGCUAUAGUACUAUCCGAUAUAUCUGAAAUAUAGUUCUGAUAUAGUCUGUUUUUUUAUGCCGUUUUAUUAUUUUUUUAGGAUGGAUGUUACACGUUCAUUCACUACCAUUUGGGAGAUUUGUUAUUUGUUAAGACAUGAAAGGCUAAAUCAAAGUUUUGGAAAUUUACAUGUGAAAUAAAAUAUACAAAAAAGACAUACCCUCAAAUGCCAUGUUUGUGGCCCCUUUUCAGGAAAAGAAACAACAAAGAUCAUAUUUUGUGUAACUCUUUUUAUUAUUUCAAGUAAAGCUGUUUACAAUAUGUUUAACGUCUGAAUAUUCUGCUACCAAAAACUAAAUUCUAUGAGAAAAUGUUGUGAAAAAUACAGCCACAGAGAGGUACUCUUUUGAUAAAACAAUGUUUUGUCAAUGAAUGUCCAAAGUGACUGGAAAAAGAUCCGAAGAACUGACUUUGUUAUGUGUAAUCCUGCCAACGUAAAGUAUUUAAGUAUAUAACUAAUAAUAGGGAGCCUGUGUAAUAUAAUUAUGUGUAUAUACUUCCAUGUUUUAUGUAAGCAUGUUAAUAUAAGCAAUGUUAAUUCAUACAUAUCUUUUGAUCCACCUUAAAUGCAUGUUGGAAAGUAACACCAACGAUGAAAAACACAUUUUUAACCGACUUUUGUUUACAGAUUCUGCCAUAGUUAAAAUGAGUGUGAGUGCUUAAAGCAAUAUGAACUUGCAAAUGUAGGUUUUAAAUUAUUUUUUACUUUUUGCAGUUUUUUUUUGGUUUAAGAUAAAUUUUAGAUUUAUAUAGAUUUCACCCACCAUUACAAAACAAAAUGAUUAAUGGAAUGCGACAUGGUUCGACUCAAGUGAAGUUUCCGACUCGUGAAAUUACUCUACAUUUGGAAACUGCUUCAAAUAAGCCUCUCGGCUUUCUCCUUGUCGAAAGGUUUUCUGAAUUUCUUGUCCUCUUUAAUGGUUACAGAGAACUUGUUACUGCUAAAAUCAAUCUUUUAUUUGGUGAUUAGGUCAGGAAAUUCAUUUUCUACCUGAUUUCUACCAUACUCGUAAAACAGUGGAUGUUGCUUGGACACAAGAAUAUAUAGUAGCUUUAAAUAAAGCCAAUAUCUAUCAUAGUAUAAUAGUUAUUUUCUCUUAGUGCAAUAUUCGCUAUAGUAAGAGAGCUUUUUCUCUAUUUAUUACUUCUCUGUUUAUUUAUAUAAUUAUUUGUUUUACAUGCCCACAACCAGGAGUAAAUACAAGGUGGUAUAUGUCUUAUAGAAAUUUUGAAUAUUUAAAAAUUGUUAAUCUACUUCAAACUGACAAGCCUAUUUGUAAUGUUGUGUCAACUAUUAGUGUAAUACUCUUUUAUUUGUACUUUAAAUUGUUAAUGUUUAUUUAUUUAUAAUUGAACAUUUUUCUGAAAUAGGAAUAAUUAACUCCUCAAUAAAGAGGACAACAAAUAAAAAUACACUGAAAGAUAAAAUGUUGAUCUUUGCAACAGAAUGUUUUAAGGCAGUUUUGUUCAACGUAAAAACCCUCCAAUAAAAUGUACAUUGUGCUCUUGUGUUAACAUUUUUAAAGAAAAAUUACUUAAAUGCCUUGUUCUCAUGCCAGGAUACUGUUGAUUUCUGUGCAUUCAUUUCAAAAUUUACAAAUUGCUGGCCUGUUUACAAUUUACAAGAGUUACAUUGUAAAUAUGCUUUAUAUUGUAUUUGUGUGUAGGAAUUCAAAUCUUAAGUUGACAAAGUGGCUUCAGGUUACAACACGAGUGAAUAUGUUUUAGUUGAACAUGUUUGGUUAAUUUAUUAAAUACAUGUAUCAACCAAA
Patiria miniata (bat star) is the source of this 5415-nucleotide messenger RNA. RefSeq names its product band 7 protein AGAP004871-like. NCBI's taxonomy places the organism in Eukaryota, Metazoa, Echinodermata, Asteroidea, Valvatida, Asterinidae. Bases 308 to 1291 code for a protein of 327 amino acids. Gene Ontology annotation, cellular component: plasma membrane. The transcript is spliced from 6 exons. The record is from RefSeq and is a predicted model, not a curated record.